This is a messenger RNA of Ictalurus punctatus (channel catfish), 1964 nucleotides long. It is a transcript of the gene lrtm1, whose product is annotated as leucine-rich repeat and transmembrane domain-containing protein 1. The transcript has 3 exons. Lineage: Eukaryota; Metazoa; Chordata; Actinopteri; Siluriformes; Ictaluridae. The coding region runs from base 468 to 1517 and encodes 349 amino acids. Gene Ontology annotation, molecular function: protein binding. The record is from RefSeq and is a predicted model, not a curated record.
UAUCCAUUCUCAGUUCAAAUAUGAAGAUAUUUUUGUGUUUGUGUGGGAAGCACACAUUGGAUGUACAGCAAUGAUAAAGAAAACACGAAUUACAAAGACAAGGAAUGUAAAGGUAUUCUGUAUAGUGGGGGUAGGGAAGAGGAUUAAUCCAGUGAGUAUGUAAAAGCCUUGGCUGCAUUUCCAGUGUGUUUUUGGAGCACAGCUGUCCAUUGCACACUCACCGUCACUCUCUGCACUGUGCAACUGUACUGUUGUAUGUGGUGAUAGAUGUGAUAGAUGAGUGAAUGAAGAAAGCAUAAAGGGAGGGAAAGAGCAAAACAAACAAGAAGAGAACGAGAGAGAAAGAGAGAGAGAGAGAGAGAGAGAGAGAGAGAGAGAGAGAUCUCCAUUCUCAUACUGUACCUCCACUUUGCCAUACACAGUGGACUAACCCUGGACACACUAAGCGGAGGAGUGGUCUAGGAGCCAUGACAGGAGGUUUGUUCCUCACACUGUCCACCUUGUUACUGGUCCAGGCUGUUUCCUCCUGCCCUAAGGAGUGCUGGUGUGACAGUCAUGCUAAGGUGGUGGACUGCAGAGGACGAGGCUUGUAUGACAUUCCGCAUAAACUCCAUCCAGACACUCUGGAGCUACAUCUUCAGGACAACCAUAUCCGAGGCAUCGGUUCCAUGGCUUUUCGGGAAACACCAUAUCUCCGAGUUCUGGAUCUGGCCAACAACAGCAUCACUAUGGUUUCUCCCAGUGCCCUACUAGGGCUUAGGAGCUUAAAGACCCUCAUCCUGGCCAACAACUCUAUCCGGGAAGUGGAUCGCCGUUUAUUGGGCUCAAUACGCAAUCUAACCCACUUGGACCUGUCUCACAACAACAUAGGAGGGCUGCCUGGAGCACUAGCCGAUAGUUUUCACCAUCUAACACACUUUUCAUUGCAGUAUAACCGGCUGACCAAGCUGGAUCGCACUCACCUGGAUGCCCUUGGGAGCCUGCAGGUGCUGCACCUGACAAGUAACCCCUGGAAGUGUGAUUGUCACAUAAUAGGGCUAAAGCUAUGGUUGGAAAUGUUCAUGUAUAAAGGUGGGGUGGUGGAUGGCGUUCCGUGUCAUGAGCCACAUGCUAUGCUUAACCGUGACCUCCGCCAUGUGCCCUAUGAGCUCUUCCACACCUGCAUGAGCACCAGUUAUAGCUACUUGUUUGCCAACAUCCAGCACAUGGAGAGACAGCAGCGAUUGCUUCAUGGUGCCCCGUACCCAAGCCUGGAUGCUCCACUUGAUCAGGAACCUGAGUGCGAACCCAAGCCAAAACCACGACCCAUCAACCUGCGUCAUGCCAUAGCUACAGUGAUCAUCACUGGCAUAGUGUGUGGAGUUGUGUGUCUCAUGAUGCUGGCUGCUGCUGUGUACGGGUGUGCCUAUGCUGCCAUCAUGGCUAAAUACCAGCGGGAGCUAAAGAAACAGGAAGAUGAGAGAGAGAACACAGACAGGGAAAGGGAGAAAGAGCUGCUGGAAAAUGCCAUAGCAUGAAAAAGAGUAUUAGAGAGAGAGAGAUGCAAUAAUACUCAUACCUCACCCAGGGAUAUUACAUAACCAAGCCCUUUUGCAUAGCAAACUCUUAAAAUAUUAAGAUAGAGUUAUACUGCUUAGGGAUCUGGAUGGCUUUUAUUACAUUCAUAGGAUUUAUCACAAGUAUUGCGAUAUCUUCUCAGAUGGACAAACGGUAACUUGAUUUCUGUUUUGUCAUCUACUGUUCACUCAUUCCAUACAGUAUAUUGUCCUCUCUAAAGGGCAAGUUGAACAGGAGAGAAGAGACAUGUUCUAUAAUGCAGUAUAGCCACAGUACAGUCAAAAAUGAAAAUUAUAUUGGCAUCCUUAAUGAAAAUGGACAAAAUGAGUGUGUUAAAUAAGCAUUUUACAAAAUGAUGCAAAUCUUCCAUUCAAAGAAAUAGAGAAAGAAACUACCUCUGACAAUAA